GCUUCAUAUUUCAGUUAUAGUUUCUCACGCAAGAGUGUUGAUUUUAUCUUUGGCUUUCUGUGUCAUGGCUGGACAACUUAACCAUGACUCUUUGUUUCUCUCCCCCAUUACAUAACUCUUAACCUCUGUACCUCUGGUUUUCAUAUUCAUCAGAAGGAGCACACUUUUUCUUCCUUUUUUGUGUUUUUUAAAGUUGAAGGGCUGAGUUUUUUAUCUCUCACUUCAUAAUACCCAAAGCACAGACAGGAAGAGGGCACAAACCGUACAAACCAUAAUGGGGCUCUUCCUGUGGCUUGGCCUGCUGUUUAUGUCGGGUGUCCACUCCACCUUGGUCAAGAACUGCCACCCUGGCUGCCGUUGUGAAGUGGAAAACUUUGGCCUUUUCGACAGUUUCAGCCUGACAGGAGUAGACUGCAGCGAGUUGGGUCCCGGCGCCGCCAUGCCCAUCCCUAUUCCACUGGACACUGCCUAUCUCGACUUAUCCUCCAAUGCCUUGGGCCCACUCAGUGACACCAUGCUAGCAGGUCCUGGGUACACCACUCUUGUGAGCUUGGACCUCAGCCGCAACCACAUUACAACGGUAAGUCCCAGGGCUUUGUCAAAGCUGCGUUACCUGGAGACUCUGGAUCUAAGCCACAACGAUUUAGAGAGCCUCCCACCGAGCUGCUUCUUCGGCCUCCCUCUGGCAGAAGUUGACCUGAGCCACAACAGCUUACAGAACUUCAACAUGGACGCCUUUGCUGCCAAAGUUAACAGCAAGCCCCUCAGCGUGGAUCUGUCGCAUAAUAAGCUCACGUCCAUUUCGGCGACGCAGCAUGCAAAUUUUGUGCACAUUCAAAGCCUGAAUCUGACAGCAAACCGCCUAUCGAGUAUACCGCUAUUAGCGGGACUUGAGACACUAAGGUACUUAAAUCUGGAUGGCAACCCAAUCAGCGUCAUCAAGGAAGGGGAUUUUGCUCACCUGAAAGAUUUGGUUUAUUUGACCCUCAGUGGCCUUCAGCAGCUUCAAGAAAUCAAAGCACAUGGAUUGAGAGGCCUCCAGAGCCUCCAGGUCUUGGACCUGUCCAACAAUCCCAAGCUAAAAACACUGAGCCCGGACAUUUUCAGCGGACUGAACUCUCUGCAGGAACUUAAUUUAUUCGGAUCUGGGGUGACGUUCUUACCAAAUACCAUGCUCACGCAGCUCCCUAGUAUGAAGAGCAUUAUGCUAGGAAAGAACAUCCGCUGCUGGAGGACCCAGAAACAGGGACAGUUUCAUCGACAGCUGGGUCAAGCGCAACACAACGACAUUCUGAACUGCAAUGUGGAUGGUGUUGUCUUGUGAUCUUGCCAAAGAGGAUCCGCCUUUACGCGUUGUGCCUUUAUUCAAAUACAGUCAAAUAUACUGUUAAUGGUAGCAAUCAUAAACACAACAUAAAAUAUUAUAUUCAUCUACAA
This is a messenger RNA of Nerophis ophidion (straightnose pipefish), 1437 nucleotides long. It is a transcript of the gene tsku, whose product is annotated as tsukushi small leucine rich proteoglycan homolog (Xenopus laevis). The coding region runs from base 275 to 1324 and encodes 349 amino acids. The transcript has 3 exons. The record is from RefSeq and is a predicted model, not a curated record. Gene Ontology annotation, cellular component: extracellular matrix. Gene Ontology annotation, molecular function: protein binding. NCBI's taxonomy places the organism in Eukaryota, Metazoa, Chordata, Actinopteri, Syngnathiformes, Syngnathidae.